AGGUGCCGCAGAUUUGCUCAGGGAACAGAACGAAAGCAAAACAUGGAGGUCAAAGAAAAGGCCAAAAUCGUAAUUACAGUAGCCUCUCUUGUAGCGGUGACAGUCCUGAUCGUGACGGAGUAUCGCCGGCGCCGUCGUUACCGGAGGAAGCAAACAUCUCCUCUAAGCUCUUGUUAUCUGCAUUCCGAGGUGAGACCACAGUUCGGAUUCAAACGCGUGCUUGCAGAUAACUCUUACUCUGAAUUCAAACACUUGAAGCUCGAUGAUGCGUCUUCCUCUUCAGAGGAAGCUUCCAACUGUCACCAUCCGUAUGAAUCUGAGAUAACUGUUUUGUUAGAGAACACUCAGAUUGAAUUUGGGUUUUUGAGGGGAGAGUGUUCAUUGGAAAUGAGUGAUUCUUAUGUGUGGGUUGAGACGGAGUCACAGUUAAAGGAACUUGCUGAAGUAUUGGCAAAAGAAAAGGUUUUUGCAGUUGAUACUGAGCAGCAUAGUUUGAGGUCCUUUCUUGGUUUCACUGCUCUAGUUCAGAUUUCUACACAUGAGGAAGACUUUUUGGUGGACACGAUUGCGUUACAUGAUGCAAUGAGUAUUCUUCGUCCUGUUUUCUCUGAUCCGAAUAUUUGCAAGGUGUUUCACGGGGCUGACAACGAUGUUCUCUGGCUUCAAAGAGACUUCCAUAUAUAUGUUGUGAAUAUGUUUGAUACUGCCAAGGCAUGUGAGGUGUUGUCGAAGCCUCAAAGGUCACUGGCGUAUUUACUCGAGGCAGUAUGUGGAGUGGCUACUAACAAAUUGCUGCAGCGUGAAGACUGGAGACAACGUCCUCUGUCCAAAGAGAUGGUGCAAUAUGCCAGAACGGAUGCACACUAUCUCCUCUAUAUUGCAGAUGCUUUGACUGCUGAACUCAAACAACUAGCCACUGAAGAUUCAUCUAGCCCCGAUGACAAAUUCCAUUUUCUUCUCGAGGCUAGUAGGCGGUCAAACAUGACUUGUUUGCAAUUGUACACGAAAGAAACUGAAGAUUUUCCUGGGAGUGCUGCUGCUUCCUCGAUAAUUUAUCGGCAUUUAAACGGACACGGAGAUACUUCUACCAUCUCCUUGAACGCUGAAGAGCUUGUUAGGAAACUUUGUGCAUGGAGAGACUUAAUGGCACGGAUUCAUGAUGAAAGCACACGAUAUGUGUUACCUGACCAAGCUGUAGUCGCUCUUGCUUGUAAGCAGCCAACUACAGCUGAAGAGAUAUAUGGUGCAAUAGCUCAUACUGAUUUGGCUACUGAAUCUUCUCCGAGCUUGAAUUCCUCAGUUCAGUCUCCAUAUCCGGUUAUUUGUAGUCAUUUGGAUGACAUAUAUCAAAUGAUUCUGAACAAGUUGGCUAAGCUGGAUGAUAUCUUACCGUUAGUUCUUAAGAAAUGCUUGGGCAAAAAUGGAACAUGUCCAAUUUCUGUCUUCAACUAUUCCCUCUUGUUAAACUUCAAGACAAAGCUAAGUAGCCACUCUGCUCCCAAGCAAAAUGGACAUAAGAACUUCAAGCAGUUCACUCGUAAGGCAUCACGAGAGCUUUUUGUCAAGAAAUUUUCCUGCAAGGCUCCCGUUUAUCACAAUUGUCGAAUAUACGCAAAUGAUGGACGGUUGCUAUGCUAUUGUGAUAAAAGAAAACUUGAAUGGUAUCUGAAUCGUGGACUUGCGAAGCUAGUCGAAGAAGAUCCACCUGCGAUAAUGCUUUUGUUUGAGCCUAAAGGACGUCCAGAAGAUGAGGGGAAUGAUUUUUAUAUCCAGACCAAGAGGAACAUAUGUGUUGGGUGUGGGGAAGGGAAACACUAUCUGCGUUACCGGAUAAUACCUUCUUGCUAUAGAGUUCAUUUUCCAGAGCACCUAAAAAGUCAUAGAUCUCAUGAUAUUGUUCUACUUUGUGUGGAUUGUCAUGAAGUUGCACAUGCUGCUGCAGAGAGGUACAAGAAACAAAUCGCCACAGAAUUUGGAAUUCCUCUUUUUGUUCGUAGAGUACUCGAUUCAAAAGAAGCACAAGGGACGUCUUCGUUGAUGGAAGAUGAAUCAACGGUUAACUCCGAGGAUGCAGGUGUCUCUCCAUUACUUCUUAGAUCAGCUGCAAUGGCGCUCUUACGACAUGGGAACAGAAUGCCAUCAAGUCGCCGUGAGGAAUUGUUGCAGAUUGUGAAGAUGUAUUACGGUGGACGGGACAUAUCUGAAGAUGAUUUGGAAAGAGCUUUACUCAUUGGGUUGAGCCCUCACGAGAGACGAAAACGCGAAAGAAAGAAAGGGGUCUCCCUGAAACAUUCUGCAGAGGUUGCUCGUUUGGACAAACAAGAAAAUGGUAACAAAGAUAAAAACAAUGAUGACGAGGCUCCAGCAGACUCUGAGAAAAUUAUGAAUGUAGAAAGGAGCACAGUUGCUGACGAUAGUGGUGAUGGGGGUACAAGUGAAGGAGAUGGAGCUACUGAGCUAAAUGAUGCUCAAUGUAAUGGAAAUAUGUUGCACCAACAGAACUCCAAACUGUCUUUGCUAGGACAUGGACCGCAUGGGAAACAAAUUGUAGAGUAUCUGUUAAGGGAAUAUGGAGAAGAUGGUGUACGAGAUUUCUGUCAAAGGUGGAGAAAAGUGUUUGUUGAUGCUGUUCAUCCUCGCCAUUUACCUGGUGGUUGGAAUGUUAGUCACAGUGGCCGAAGAGACUUUGGCGAAUUCAGCGUUUACAAUCCCACAAAGAGACUCUCUACCGAAUAACUUGCCAAUGGAAAGUCUAUUUCUGUUUCGUCUCUUCUUUCGUCGUCAAUUUUGGUCCACUAUCCAGGAAACGAGUCUGGAUUGGCUUAUUUUGUGAUUCCUCAGCCGCAUCAGUUAUCUGUUGUAUUCUUCUGUAGACCUGUGUACUAUGUUUUAAGUCAAAGUUUUUGGAUUAUUAAUUUGCUGUCUAGGCCUAUAUUUUGAAAAGAUAACAGAACUUAGUUAUACCAAACAGUAAUACAAAAAAGGCUCUUUGUCCAUCAA
Camelina sativa (false flax) is the source of this 3000-nucleotide messenger RNA. RefSeq names its product protein RRP6-like 3. Lineage: Eukaryota; Viridiplantae; Streptophyta; Magnoliopsida; Brassicales; Brassicaceae. Gene Ontology annotation, molecular function: nucleotide binding; single-stranded RNA binding; 3'-5'-RNA exonuclease activity. Gene Ontology annotation, biological process: TRAMP-dependent tRNA surveillance pathway; nuclear polyadenylation-dependent snRNA catabolic process; histone mRNA catabolic process. Gene Ontology annotation, cellular component: nuclear exosome (RNase complex); nucleolus. The record is from RefSeq and is a predicted model, not a curated record.